This is a messenger RNA of Zeugodacus cucurbitae (melon fly), 5993 nucleotides long. It is a transcript of the gene ttk, whose product is annotated as protein tramtrack, beta isoform. The record is from RefSeq and is a predicted model, not a curated record. The transcript has 6 exons. Lineage: Eukaryota; Metazoa; Arthropoda; Insecta; Diptera; Tephritidae. Gene Ontology annotation, cellular component: nucleus. Gene Ontology annotation, molecular function: protein binding. Gene Ontology annotation, biological process: regulation of transcription by RNA polymerase II. Bases 1525 to 4017 code for a protein of 830 amino acids.
CAUUGUAAGUGAGAAAAAGGUAAAAACACUGCAGCCCACUAUGCACAACAAAAUUUUGUGAGAGUAUGGGGAAUGCCACGCAUUAACCAGAGAACAUAAAACAAUUGUGCUCUGGCCUAAUCUCUCAGCUUCCUCUCAUUCGUCCACAAACACACACACGCAGUCAGCAGAGCCAGCGCAGCAGGAAAAGGAGAGCAUCGUGCUAAAAUGGUAACGCAAUUGUUGUUGUGCUUGCUGUUGCCGUUCUGCUUGACUAUUAUUUAUGUAUUAUUGUUGUUAGUGUAUGCUUCAUAGGAUGUCUAUGCGUCGCUAUGUCACUCAAUGUGUUACGUAUUUAUUUAACUGCUUUACUAUUUCGAAAGACGGGACAAAGAGAGAGAGAACGGCAGCAUUGUUAUGAAAACGCGUAGGAUUGUUGGCUGCUGCUUCAGCCGCUGCUGCGAAGGAGAACAACAAAAGGCAACAGGCAAUUCAAUUGUGCGCUGGCAUAUAAAGUCAGCAGAAGUGACUUUUUGACUCCGACACACACAUUGGUGUCUACAAAUAUGCCUUGUUGCUUGCGUGGCAGCUCGUCGCUAGGUGUGUAUGCGCGUGUGUGUGCGUUCGAGAGUUUGUGUGCUUGCAUUAAUUUCCCUUUUUGAGAGGACUGAGGAUCGCCGGUAUAGUCUAUUGCUUCUUUCUCCUCUUGCCGUUUCAUAAAGUUUCGUCAUCCGUUGCUGUAUUGGCCGCUACCGCUACUGCUGCUUCUGCUGCUGUCUGCCAUUCUGCUAUAAUCAUUGGCAGCACUUCGUUGCGCUUAUUCGCCAGGCUCACCAAGUAGUAUGAAUUUAGUCGCCGUGUGUCAUAGUGGUGUUGUUGACACAAUAUACGCGCGUGUGUUGUCCAUUUAAGGGGAAGAGCAGUAAAGUUAGUGAUUAAGAAAAAGUGAAGAAAAUAAGCAUAACUGCUGCUAUAUUUAUUUAUUAUAAUUGCAUACAUGAAUUUAUGCAAAAAGUUUAUGCUACAACACAUGCUUGAUAAUUUCGAAUGAAAAGUGUUUUGUGUAAAAAUAAGCAAAAGUAUUAAAAACAAAUAAAUCAUCGUAUGUGAUGAUAUAAAGCCAUUAAGAAGCUGAAAAAUCACAGAAUUGUUUGUAUUUUCCAAAAGUGAAAAAUUUAUGAAGUGCUGUAGUGCUUGGUGAAUGUCAACGUUUCAACGAAAAUACUGCUACAACGAGUUUUUGAAAAACUUGUUCAACGUUUGAAAGGAAAAAAGGAAGACGCAUUAUUUUUCAUUAACCGAGAAAUUUACAAGGGACUACAACUGCAUAACUUUUAUGUAAAUUGCUGAGGCGCAAGUGCAUAUAUUUGAAAGCUAAAAGGAACCAUUUAAUAUCCAUUGACGUCUGCAUAAUUUACGCGGUGGCUCAUCAUAAUUUAUGCUAGCUAGCAUAGUCUGGCAUACUAAAUUUAAUUCAACAACAAAUUUGUACUCCUCAACGUUAACGGGUUGUGAGCGUAUCACAGCCAAAGAAAAGGCCUACAAAUGAAGAUGGCAUCCCAAAGAUUUUGCCUGCGAUGGAACAACCAUCAAAGCAACUUAUUAUCUGUGUUCGAUCAGUUGCUACACGCUGAGACAUUUACGGAUGUAACGCUGGCCGUCGAUGGACAAUACUUAAAAGCACACAAAAUGGUACUAUCUGCCUGUAGUCCGUAUUUCAAUGCGCUCUUCGUGCAUCAUCCAGAGAAGCAUCCCAUUGUAAUUUUAAAGGAUGUUCCAUACUCGGACAUGAAAUCUCUGCUCGACUUUAUGUAUCGCGGUGAAGUUUCGGUAGAUCAGGAACGUCUUACCGCUUUCUUACGUGUCGCCGAAUCGUUGCGUAUCAAAGGUUUAACCGAAGUAAAUGAUGACAAACCAUCACCGGUUGAGCCGACACCGCCACCACCACAACUACAACGUAUACAACCAUAUUUGGUGCAACAACAGCAACAUCAACGUAGCAAAUCACAGAAUAGCCUAUUGGCUGGUUCAAGCGCCGGCGCAGGUGGUAUGGCUGGUGGCUCAACAUUGUCUGCUGGUCAACAUCCGCAGCAACAACAAUCGUUGUUGAGCUCGGCAUUAGCAUCGAUGCCAAAACGAAAACGUGGUAGACCACGGAAAUUGUCAGGCAGCUCCAAUGGCACGGUGGAGUAUGAACGCGACGGCAUGAUGAAUGAUUCAGAGAUGGGCGAUUGCAAAAUGGGUGACUCUUAUUCGGGCAAUGAUGAUGGCUCAGAUGACAAUCAGCGUGAAUGUGGCGAUAUGCGAGACCCAAGCGAAAGCCGAGAUUCCCUUACCCACAGCAAGAAAUUCAAAUCAAAAGACAAUAAAUCUAAGCAAAAUGAAAAUGAUAACAGCACAUCUGUGCAACUUAUUAAUGCCUCACCCGAAUUAUCGCAAAGACUCUUCGGCUUAAUGAAACCAGCAGCAACUGUCCAACCACAACAACAACAAACACAAAAGGAUACAAACGAACCUGCGACCUCACAAAUAUCACUGCUACAAUUCAAUGAACCACAUGAGGUGACAACACAUCUGCCCACUGCCUUGGGUCUGAAAGUACGUAGUGCAUUGCAAUUAACUACUUCACCACCACAACAACAACAACAACAGAGCAGUGCCCAGAACUCCAAUUCACUGCUGAAGCAACAAUUGCGUGCUGGUUUAAAAGAAAUAUCUAACAAUAUUUCAAAUGAACCAAUGGCCACUAGUAGCGCCGAUUUCAGCUGUUCAGCACUGCAAUCGCUGGCAAGUGUCGCCGAACGUCAGAAGCCUAAUGCAAUACAGCCACCAUCUGCUAGUAAUUUGCACCACCAGUUCUUGCUGCAUAUGGCCGCAAACCCGAUGCUGAAACCCAGUGCAGAUUUCUUUCGACAGCAGGAACAAACAACUACACAAGAGCAACAGCAACAGCAAUCACAAGGUAAACAAUCUCAAACACAAGCCCAACUGUUGCAGCAUACAACAGACGCACAGCCGACACAAUUACACGAACAGGAAUUGCAACGUGAAGACAGCAUGUCACCCACAAAUAUGGAUCUCAUACUCGAUCAAACUGAUAAAUCCGAGCCCGAAUUGACUUUGGCGGAUGAAACAGCUGGUUUGGAAUAUAAAAACAAUGAAAUAUCACUGGGAAACACCGAUGAUGCGGUCGCUAUUACAACAAUAACAAUAGGCGAUGGACCUGACAAUGAGAGUGUAAAUGCGCAAACUACCGCAGCAGCGGUAACCACAAAUACCCGAUCAGGCGCCACACCACGUCGACCAGUGCAGCGCCGACGGAUACGACGCAAAGCUCAAUCCACAAUCGACGAUCAAGCUGAGCACUUGACAGAGAUGUCGGUACGUGGACUGGAUCUGUUCCGUUAUGCGCGCAUUAAUGAAGGCGUCUACCAGUGCACCGAAUGUGCUAAAGAAGAUUUGCAAAAGACUUUCAAGAAUAAAUACAGCUUCCAGCGACAUGCCUUCCUGUAUCACGAGGGUAAGGUGCGCAAGGUGUUCCCAUGCACGUUGUGCGGCAAGGAAUUCUCACGCCCGGAUAAAAUGAAAAAUCACCUAAAGAUGGCGCAUGAGAAUUUCGUUGCACGGGAUACUAGUAGCUUUAAUCCGCUAAACUAUUUAAUUACGGCGGCAACGGCGGAAGAAAUGCAAACCGCAAUAUUGACGGCAAGCGCUGCAGCACAACAACAACUACAACAACCAUCUAUCAUACAGGACAAUUACUUGGGCAAUGGUGUUAGUAUUACCAAAGCCACGCCGCGACAACGAGACAAUUCGCGUUCAACAUCGCCAAACUCAGCAGCGGCAUUGCUGAAAUCGCAGAAGGAGUUAACCAUUAAAAACGAGAUUGUCAUCUCACCUUCGCCCUCACCCGAACCGAUUAUAACGGUGCCAACGAAUGGCACGGCGACAUCGGCACUUGCCGUAGUCACAAAAUCCGCAAAUAUGUCCGUGUUGCAGGCGAAACGUAUAACGCAAAGACUGGAAGAGGUUAAUUAAAUUUAAAAUGACUAAAAUACCACUAAAUAAUUAUUAAUCAUAAGAUGUAGUGUAUUUAAAAUCAUAUAAAUGUUAAUUAAGUUUUAAACUUUUAUUUUUUGUAGGCCGCAAAGUGCAAGAAAUAGUAUACAAUAAUAACUUUAAUGGUUGUGUCGAUACGAACGCGCAACUGAAAGUCUGACUUAUCUAUAAACUAAUGCACAAAAAUCUACUCAUUUACUUAAAUACAUAUAUACAUAGAUAUUUUUAUUGUGGUUUACUAUAAUAUAUGUUAAAUGCUAAUUUAAAAGCAAAAUACUAGUGAUAGAAAGUAGAGUUGAAGUUGAGGAAAAUCUUAUGAAAAUACACAAAACAAUUAACUUGGCACAAAAAUAUGAGAUUAAAAGUUUUACAUACAUUCAUACAUAGAUAUUAAUACAAUAAUUAUUUUGAAUAGUUCUUCUAAACAAAACAUACGAAGCGCACAAACAAAGCCUUAAAAACAUUAUACCUACGUUUACUUAAAUAAUAUACACACAUAUUUAAAAAAAUAAGUAUAUAUUUAUAUGAAAAUGUUAAGCAAUAUGUAGCCAUAAGUUUAAACAUUUUAUAAACUAUUAAUUUGUAAAUAAUUUAAGAGCCGUCCAUUUUAUCGCUAAAAUUAAGCGCACACAUAUAGUUAAAUAUAGGUGUGUGUGCGUAUAUAUAUUGCUGCAAUUAUUAGCUUAAUAAUGUAAUUUAUAUAAAGAAAUUUAGUUUUCCUAUACAUUUAUUUAUUGUAAUUAACUCAGUUCAUUUAAUUUAUACUCUUCCUUUUCUUUUUGUUAAAAAUUUUUAACUUUAAAAUGGUCAAUUAUUUUUGCCAGACUGCUAAACUAGUGGAUUCAAAUAAUUUCAUUUAAAUAUGGCUGCUCCUCGUUCUUUAAUGCCUAGUCUUAAAAGCCUUAAAUACGAUCCUUAGUAUUAAGCUAGGUAAUAGUAAAUAUUCAAGUAAUGCAGGAUUAAACAUCACUAUACACUUACGAAUACGCGCUCGUAUACAGAGUUAAGACCCGAAUUACAUGUAUUUGUCGAGAAAUUUGAGUCUGAGAAGUGUCAGUAUAACUUGUAUACCUUUAUUUUCUCCUUUUUUAUGCUUAACCCCUUUUCAGUUGAAUACUUAUUUUUAUAUCAACUCGUGCUAUUUUAUAUUCUCAUUAUGUAAACACUUAAUGGCACAGCCAUACGAAUAUGUUUGUAAUUUAUUAUUUAUAUUUAUUCAGUAUUUCUCCUUGUGUUAUUUAAAGUCACCGCAAAUAAACAUAUUUUCUACAGGUAACAGAAAUACAAUAAUGCUUUACACAUCAUAAAUUAACUGUUUUAAUUUUAUUUGAAAAAAAAAAAUAUGUUUCGAGUAUUUAGUAUUUUUUCAUGUAUUUGAUAAAGCUAAACAACUUUUUCACAUUUAAUAACAUUUUAUUUUAUUCAAAUGGAAAAAUCAUUUUUAAUUACUUUUUAAUUUUAUACAAAUUUUCAAUAACACAUUAUAUAUUUUUUAAGACUACACGCAAUACAUGAUAUUUCAAGAGUUAUCUUCAGUCCAAAUGCAUAAAACAAAAUUAUAAAUACGAUAAAAUAAAGUAAGUCUAUUAAAAUUCAAUUUGAAAAUAAUAAUGUUGAUAUUAUAAAAUAAAUUUCUAAAUUUUUAAGUUUUCGCGCAUAAUUAAUAAUGUUUCAUUUAAAUUUUAUGUUAUUAGCCAAUCUUCUGUAUGAUGUUUCUUAUUUGUGAUCUUUUUUCAAGCUACUUGAAGCAUACUUAAUAUUAUGUUAAUUAUAUUAUUUUAUUUUAUCAUUUGUAAAUAUUAUUUAUCGAAUACGUAUUUAAGUUAAUACUCAACAGAUAACAUCGCAUAUUAAAAACAAGAAACUGCAAAUAAUUAACACAUAAAUAGGUUAAGUUAAAACGCAAGACUUAUGCAAACAAUUUUAUAGAUUUAUGUAUUUACUCAACGCUCAAU